AUGCCGCCGGCGCGGAUGAUGCCCAUGGGCGCCGCGGCGAGCAGCGUGCUGUGGCGGGCGCACAAGCGCGGCCGCGAAGACCAUCUCCUUUUGUCGCCGCCGGUGUCAAAGAGGGAGAGGGAGUGGGAGGCGACGUCGUCGUCUUACCCUUACCCUCCAACCCCAGUCUUUCCAGCUGCCGUCGGCGGCGCCGGCGCGGCCUCCAUGGUGCCGACGAGGGGACGACGGUUCAUGCCUAUGCCCGAGGGUCUUCUUGCAGGCUGUGAAGAGCGGCUCCGGAGACUCUCGCUUGUGGCGGGGUCUCCAGCGGCGGCGGCUGCUUCGCCGUGGCCGCCGGCGCCGUCAUCGGAUGCGACGAGGCGGGCGGUCCCGGUGGAGCGCGACCUGAUCUCGAAGCUGCAGUUCCCCAAGGUCAUCAAGCCUCGCCCCGCUCGCCCGCUGUGGACCACCAUCUGCAUCGACUCCAGCAACAUCGCCGUCGGUGGAGGCGUCGCGUACCCGGAGACGGUGUCCGUGUCCAACAAGACGGCGAGGGAGGUGGAGACCGAACUGGAGCUCCCGGGCGCGCUUCCGUCCGUCGUGUCUGGCCACCACAACAACCGUGUCCACCUGGUGAACGACGCGUACAAGGCCAUGGUGGGGCAGCCGGUGUGCCCAUGGCUCGACUCCCUGCCAGGCGCCGGCGCGUCGAGGAGGAUCAAUGGCAUAGUGGCGCUUGAUGUGCGGACGUUCGGCCCCGCGCCUUGCCUGCCGAAUGCCGGAUCAGACGCCUUCCCGUGCACCGCGAGGAUCACGUGGGAGCACGGUGGCGGCAGCGCCAUGGCCUCCCUCACCGUGCCGUGCACCGUUGAGCACCUGAUCGGCAGAUCCGGUGACUAUCGCUACGUCUGGAGGUUUGACUCCAGCAGAGCGUCCAUCAUGUACUGCAUCACAUGA
Messenger RNA from Miscanthus lutarioriparius, 936 nucleotides. The record is from the annotation of a GenBank genome assembly. Lineage: Eukaryota; Viridiplantae; Streptophyta; Magnoliopsida; Poales; Poaceae.